AUGAGAGUGGGGGAGGAAGGGUUUGACACCCAGAUCGAAUUCUUCCACGCCCAACCAACCAGGCUCAGUGUAAGCGAGUGUGAGGAGAAGUUACCAACCUGCAGAGUGAGUAAUCUUGCAUUCCGACACCUGAUUGAGUUUACUUAUACUGCCAAGCUGAUGUUGCUUCAGGAGGAAGAGGCGAGUGAUGUGUGGAAGGCAGCUGAAUACUUGCAGAUGGAAGAGGCAAUGAAAGCACUCAACAAUCGAGACAAUGCAGACUCACCGGCGAAAGCCAAGACAUCUGGCAAGAGGAAAGUCAAGAAGCGCACAAUAGCAGAAACAUCGAAUGUCAUCACAGAAACCCUGCCAUCCAUCCAAGAAACGGAUACCGUAGAAAUUGACCAGGAGAAUGUUUUUGCUGCAGAGAUCGUGGAGAUCAACGCAGAAGAGAUGGAAGAGGAGGCUAGGGCUACUGUGAUGGAAGCAGUGGAGAACCUGCCAACAGCAGAUGAGUCGGCACAGCCGUCUGGUGAUGUGGCAGGCUCGGAACAACCGGCCGAAUCAGCACUUGCUCUGCUCGCCGAUAUCACCAGCAAAUACCAACAGGAUGAGCUGGACAAGGAGCUGGAGAAGGAAGGGGAACGGGAGUCUGCCGGCCAGUCCCAAGAGGAGUCCGAAACAUCCAUUGUAACGGAGGAUGGGAUCCACAUCGUGGAAGUGCUAGCACAGGGUGACAAACUGUUCUGUUGUGAGAAAUGCAGCCGCUCCUUCAGACUCUUUUAUCACUUCAAGGAGCACCUGAAGGUGCACUCGGGGGAGAACUACGUAUGUCACCUUUGCAGCAAACAGUACACACGGGAGAGUGCCUGGAAGCAGCACCUCUCCUCUCACCGCGAAGAAGAAGGUGGGAACAAGAAGCCAAGGUGUGUUCGCAAAGUGCAUGUGUGUCAGUACUGUGAGAAACAGUUUGACCACUUUGGACAUUUUAAAGAACAUCUUCGAAAGCACACGGGUGAGAAGCCCUUCGAGUGUCCAAACUGUCAUGAGCGAUUUGCCAGGAACAGCACACUGAAAUGUCACCUGGUGGCCUGCCGAACGGGUAUGGGUGCAAAGAAAGGAAGGAAGAAGAUGUACGAGUGUCAGGUUUGCUCCAGCGUCUUCCCCAGCUGGGACCAGUUUAAGAAUCACCUGGCAGUGCACACAGGCGAGAAACCCAAUCACUGCACCAUUUGCGACAUGUGGUUCAUGCGGGCUAGCGAGCUGCGGCAACAUGUCAAGGAUGUCCAUGGAGCUGCUGAGCAGGAAGUGGGUGAGGUGACGGAAAUUGUGGUGCCCGUGGAGGUGAUUGACACUGAGGCGAUGGAGGGGGAGACUAUCAUUGAGCAGGUGACGGUGUAGGAGACGGCCAUGAGAGUGGGGGAGGAAGGGUUUGACACCCAGAUCGAAUUCUUCCACGCCCAACCAACCAGGCUCAGUGUAAGCGAGUGUGAGGAGAAGUUACCAACCUGCAGUGGGUAGAAGUGGGGUUAUCAGCGGGGCAGUUCAAAGCCGCUGACACCAGCUUUGAUGACAACUAGCAGUACUCUUGCCAGCGCGGGGACUACUCAGUGGCUGCAUUUCCACCGUUGUCGGAAUACAAGUGGCAACCAAAUUCUUUUUGCCACCUGACUGGAAAGAACUGCGGUGCAAGACUGUGUAAAUGAAAUCUUCUUGUCUGAGCUCGUUUGGACUUCCACAGCUGUUGAGGUGUUUGGGUUACCAUCGUUCGGUCCAGGGAUGUGAAGUAUCUGGGUUAACAGGAACCAAUAGCGAUGGGAAUGCUCUUGCUACCACUGGCUGAAAAUCCCAGCUGACCACUUUCUGACUCGUGGCAAAGCAAUAUGGACACACCGCAGAUUGUACACGAGGCACUCCUGCUGGAAGCACCCUAUUGUGCAGUCACAGUCACAUAUAUACUGGGAAUCUUUGUUAAUAUUAACUUCAAUCACCUGUGCUUUGUACAUAGCUGGGGGUGCAGCCUGUCUGGUCUACCAGGAAGUGCUGGACCUUUUGGAAUGGAUUGUUGAUGCAAAGCGGAGAAGACCCACUCAUGCUGGGGUCAUUCCAGUCACCCAGCUCACUUCUGUAAACAUUCACAAUGAAUGCACAGCAAUUAAAUCCAUUUACAGGCCUGUCAAUAAAAAACAGUGGCUGGUUCAGUAGACA
Molecule: messenger RNA, 2187 nt
Organism: Rhincodon typus (whale shark)
Lineage: Eukaryota; Metazoa; Chordata; Chondrichthyes; Orectolobiformes; Rhincodontidae
Product: zinc finger protein 131-like
Exons: 5
Coding region: 1-1380 (459 amino acids)
Biological process (GO): regulation of transcription by RNA polymerase II
Molecular function (GO): DNA-binding transcription factor activity; protein binding; RNA polymerase II cis-regulatory region sequence-specific DNA binding
Source: RefSeq, a predicted model, not a curated record